This is a messenger RNA of Botrytis porri, 1626 nucleotides long. RefSeq lists its product as uncharacterized. Gene Ontology annotation, molecular function: carbohydrate:proton symporter activity. The transcript is spliced from 7 exons. Gene Ontology annotation, cellular component: membrane. Gene Ontology annotation, biological process: carbohydrate transport; transmembrane transport. The coding region runs from base 1 to 1455 and encodes 484 amino acids. The record is from RefSeq and is a predicted model, not a curated record. NCBI's taxonomy places the organism in Eukaryota, Fungi, Ascomycota, Leotiomycetes, Helotiales, Sclerotiniaceae.
AUGGGGUUUCUUCAAACUUUCCUGCCCGCGAAUGAUCGCUAUGCCGCAUUGUUACUCUACGGAAUGGUCUUCUCGACAUGUUUCAAUGGAUAUGAUGCAGGCAUUAUGACUGUCAUUUUGGCAGAUCCGCAGUUUACGAAAUAUUAUGCGGUUAAUGCGACGAGACAGGGGUUAUUGCUACGAUUCCUUGGGCGACAACGGGUAGAACAUAUAGGGUUUGCUCAAUUGUGUAUCGGAGGUCCAUUGGCAAGUUUAGUGGGGAGAUUAUGGGCUUUGAGAAUUUCUAUCACGGUUAUGAUUAUCGGAGUUAUAAUUCAAGUCGUCCCCAACACCUACGGAGUCCUCAUUCUCGGCCGUCUAGUAACCGGUCUCGGUUUCGGCUGCGUCUACAUAGCAACCAAUCUCUACGUCGCCGAAUGUGCACCGCGCAGUCUCCGCGGCUCCUUCGUCGGCACCGUCUUUCAAUUCGGUUACCAACUCGGCACCUUCAUUGCCUUCUGGUCCGGCUACGGCAUGUCAUUCCACACCUCCCCCUUCAGCAUCGCCUGGCGCGUCUCCAACGUCAUCCAAAUCCCCAUCAAGCACUCUCUAUCCACACUUGCAAGACUGCGUUCCGGCACCGUCACAGAUGAUCAUGUGCGUCUUGAAUUCCACGAAUUGAUGUCCUUACACGAGUACCACAAAAUUUUCAAAACAGGAUACAUAGGACUCCUCUCCUCGGUCGGAAUGCGCAAACGUCUCGCGUACGGUGUGUACGGCAUGGCUCUGCAGCAAUUCGGUGGUAUAGCUGCGCUUAACAUGUUGGGACCAGGGACAUCAAGCGCUCGCGAUAAUGGGAUACAAGCUGCGUUGCAAUUGGUCAUCGUACUUGUGAAUACAUUUACCGUGGAUAGAUUUGGGAGGAAAAGUGUGUUGAUUGCGGGAUUUGCGAUUCAGAGUAUGGCGCUUUUGAUCCUGAGUAGUUUGACAACUGCGUAUCCGGAUAAUUCGAAUAGGAGGGCGGCGAUAGCGGAGGUGGCGAUGUUGUUUAUUGUGGGGUUGACUUACUGUUGGUCCAACAGUCCCGUAACCCCAGCCAUCGCAUCCGAGACUUUUCCCCAAGAAGUUCGUGAUGAGGAAUUUGGUCUUCCGCUUCUGGGACAAACUGUAUGUUUGUUAGCUCUCACCCAACCAUGGCCAAGAUUCAACGACGAAGUUGGCGGGAAAAGUUAUUGGUUACUGUUCAGUUUGAAUGUUGUUGCUCUGAUCUCCGUAAUCCUCAUUCUUCCCGAAACAAAAGGCAUGUCACUAGAGCGUAUGGAUGCCAUUUUCGGCGAAGUAGACGCCGUAGCAGCCGGCGCAACCGAGACCAGCGCGGAGAAAAUCGAGGCAAGAACUUAUGCUAGUGGUAUUGCUGUUAGUGGGGAUGAAAAGGCAGAGAAUAGAGAACAUGUUGAGCGUGCUGAGUCGCAUUAAUUGAUCUAAGCUUUUGAGUCUGAGACAGAACACACUGGUGUCGGAGAUUGGGAAAUCGCGUUGUCAUUUUGAAAUAUGGAGAGGGCGUUUGAAAAUUUUACUCUCUCCUGGGUUACAGGUUUGCAUGGAAUAUAUGCAAAUAUGACAUUAAUGAAUGAAAUGACAUAUUUC